Molecule: messenger RNA, 1197 nt
Organism: Fundulus heteroclitus (mummichog)
Lineage: Eukaryota; Metazoa; Chordata; Actinopteri; Cyprinodontiformes; Fundulidae
Gene: znhit3
Product: zinc finger, HIT-type containing 3
Exons: 5
Coding region: 442-876 (144 amino acids)
Biological process (GO): box C/D snoRNP assembly; maturation of LSU-rRNA from tricistronic rRNA transcript (SSU-rRNA, 5.8S rRNA, LSU-rRNA); snoRNA localization
Cellular component (GO): nucleus; pre-snoRNP complex
Molecular function (GO): protein binding
Source: RefSeq, a predicted model, not a curated record
UUCCUUCCACUUACUACUUAAACACAACUUUGUGUUGGUAGGUAACAUAAAAUACACUGAAAUUUGUGGUUGUAAUAUGGCAAAGUUCUGAGGGCACUAAUGUGUUUGCAAGAUCCCAUAACACACUAGAUGCAGAAGGAUUUACAUUGAGAAGUUUUGUAUUAAGGUUCAUACUCUUGGCUCUGGAUCUAACACAAACUAUUGAGGAGCUGAUCAUGCAUUAAUGAUGAUUAUAAUGAGCAUUUUGGACAUAGUAAUAAUAAGCUCAAAUGUAUUAAAACUAAAUUAGAGGCUAAGAUUUUAAGCCUAACGGAAACCAAUGCUUUUAUUGUGAAGGACAAACAUUUCAACCGGAACUACUUAUUGUCCACGCCGGUGGUCGCCUAAGAGCAAUAAAACUGGUGUUUUUCCGUAGUCCGAACUCUGGACCCGCCUGGAACCAUGCAGAUAUGUAAUGUGUGCAGCGAACAGGCUCCAAAAUACAAAUGUCCAUGCUGCAAAAUACGAUAUUGUUCACUUGGCUGUUACAAGAAGCACAAAGAGACCUGCCUUCCUGUUGAGAAGCCUCCUUCACCAAGCUCUGAAUCUAAAGAUGCUGCUGCUGCAUUUGCAGAGCCUUGGAGUGUGGACGAUCUUCUACAUGAAGACGACAUCAUUGACAAAGUACCACUGCACAGGCUUCAGUCGUUGGGUCAGUCAACAGCGCUGAGAGACCUUCUCUGCAACCCCCACCUGAGACAGUUACUGCGCUCUGUUGACGGUGCAGAAAGCAAAGAGGCUGCGAUCAAGGCUGCCAUGCAAGAACCUCUGUUUGUGGAGUUUGCAGAUCAGUGUUUAAAAGUUGUUGAAAAUGAAGGCACUGUAUACGAUUCAUAAAAAUUGUGUCCACAGCUAACUUUAGAUUUUUCUUCUCCGUACAUGCCAUAGAUUUUACGUAGCAGGUAAUUCCUUGAAAUUCCCAUUUUUUCCCAUUAUGCUGCAGUUGCGUUUAUUUCCCUUAGGAGGGCGCCAGAUACAAGCACAUUGGAAGUAACAGCACAACGUGAUCCUGAGGUCACUUUGCAGAUUCUUUUUGGCAAUUUGUGUGAACAUCUGAGAUCCUGAUUUAAUUUGUGCUAACGACUGUAUUUGUAUUUCUCAAGAGAAAGAGGCUGCUUUGGAUUUUAUGAUUAAAUUUUCUUCAACUGAAGAAAAUUA